Mesorhabditis belari is the source of this 2010-nucleotide messenger RNA. NCBI's taxonomy places the organism in Eukaryota, Metazoa, Nematoda, Chromadorea, Rhabditida, Rhabditidae. The record is from the annotation of a GenBank genome assembly.
AUGGAAACAAAUGGGAGGAGAUAUUUGGAUCGAGGUGCACAGGGACGGGUUUAUCAUUUGGAGGAACAAAAUAUUGUUCUGAAAAAGAGCAUCAAUUGGAAAAAUAGUCGCCUCUACGAUUUGGCGAAAAAUGAAUGUCGUCUCUUGCAAGAAUUGCGACACCAAAACAUUGUCCAUUUUGUGGAUUGUGAAGAAAGAGAAGUCCCGAAUGAAAAUAUUGUUGUUUUCUAUCUCAAAAUGGAGUAUUGCUGUCAUGGAUCAUUGAAAAGAGUUCUAAAGAAUCCGACGUUUAUCUACUCGGUGGCGACAAUUGUUUCUUGGAUGGAAAAUAUUUUUUCGGCUUUAGCUUUUCUUGCCGAGCAUCACAAAAUUCACCGGGAUAUCAAGGCGGAUAACAUCAUGGUCGAUGCCAGCUUUACCUUGAAAUUGGGAGAUUUCGGCUCGGUGAAAGAAACCGAGAAAACGGCAUUUGAUUCAAUUUUUGGUGGAACUCCUGGCUAUAUGGCACCAGAAGUUUGCAAAGAAAGAAAGUUCAGUCAUAGAAGUGAUAUCUUCAGUGUGGGAAAGGUGUUGAAAGAGAUCGUGGAGAGGAGGCUACUCCAUGAAGACAAAUCAAGUUCAAAUUUUGGUACAAGCAAAGAUUUAGACUUUGUUCUCACUGUUUGUCCCAAGGAGAUUAAAGAAUUAAUCACUUGCUGCACUAAAGAGAACUAUCAACAACGAAAAAGUGCAGCUGAAUUGCUGCUGGAAAUUCCAAUUUUGAGAAAGCAUCAGCCCGGAAUCAGACUCACAGGGGAAGGUCACAAAGCUGAGCUUUUUUCCUCAUUCCCUUCAAUUGCUGUCGAUAUAAAAGAGACAAUUCUCUGGCUUCCAAUCGGUUUAAAUGGAGAAAAUGAUCGACACGCUGUAUAUAAAGAUGAGAACUUUUAUGUUCCCAGUGUCUCAUCUUUUCCUCUGAAUUUACCAGCUUUCGAAGAGUACGAUGAUCCACGAAAUGUCAUUUACGAGAUUACGUUAGCUGCCAAGAAUGAGAAAGAAAUUCUUUCUUUUGCAAAAUCGCUGAGCUUGGACACGAUGAUUCCCCAAUUUUAUUAUCCGCAUAAAAUUCGAAAAGAUAUCGAAAGAUUUCUGAAUUCCCUGGCAACAGAUUUGAGAUUUCAAUUCCCAUUCUCGAAUCGAAUUCUCGAUUUUCAUAACACGGAAAAUGUGAAAUUGCAAAGUUUGGUCUCACAAAUGGAUGAGAAGAAUUUAGAAAGUUUUGCGAGCAAUUUGCAAAUGUUGAUUGAUGGAGCAAAGAAUUUGCAAUACGUUUACUCGUACGAUUAUGUUUCACAAAAGAAUUUCGAUCUAUACACGGAAAUGAUCGACGAGAAUUUGGCAGCUGAAUUCACCGAUUUCUCAGCUGAAUCCUUCAAAAUUCCAGAUUUUCAAAUCCCAGAUUUCCUCAACGUUUCUCAAAUCAAUGACGGGAAAAGUGAUGAGAAUUUGACGUAUGAGUACGUCGCGAAACAGCUCGAUCACAUUUUGCGACGUGACUACGCGACACAACAUUUCGUUUACAGUUCGAUCUUCGAGACUUUACUUGAGUUGAACUCAGCUGAGUUAAACUCAACUGAGUUUAUCCAACCCUAUAAUGUGAAAUUUUUGAAUAAAGCUUUUCAAAUAAGGACACGAUCGGUGAUCAAUUUCAAAAAUGACUACAAAUUGUACUAUGUGAUCUCAACGGAAAUGAUCAUUCACCUAUUGCAAGAGGAAAUUUCGUGUUUUCAAGAGGAGGAGAAAGGUCGGAGAAAGGUCGAGGAGAAAGCUCCGGAACACACGGAUUUGGCUGGAGAUAAAGCACAUGAAGCAAAAGAGUCGACAAAAGAGACUACAAAACAAUACGCACAACAAGCCGGGAGAAAGUUGAGCAAUGCAGCAGAAAAACCUCCUGAAAUGCUCAAAAACUUCGAAGAUUUUUGGCGAAAUCUCCAGCUGCAUGAUCUCAAUGGCCAAAAAAAACGAAUAAAA